Molecule: messenger RNA, 1684 nt
Organism: Rhodamnia argentea
Lineage: Eukaryota; Viridiplantae; Streptophyta; Magnoliopsida; Myrtales; Myrtaceae
Product: anthocyanidin 3-O-glucoside 2'''-O-xylosyltransferase
Exons: 1
Coding region: 121-1542 (473 amino acids)
Molecular function (GO): UDP-glycosyltransferase activity
Source: RefSeq, a predicted model, not a curated record
CCAACGCACGGAUCUUCAAGUUCAAGGAACUGAGGACAACAACCACCAUGCGUCGAUGCACGUAAAGGACAAAAAUGAAGACAUCUCGCAGACCCUAGCUAACGAGAAGAGUUGCCCAUCAUGAUGUCAGAGGAGACGAGCUCGAAAUUUCAUAUAGUCAUGUUUCCAUGGUUCGCAGUUGGUCACAUGACCCCAUUCCUCCACCUCUCCAACGAACUCGCCAAGAGGGGCCACAAAAUCUCCUUCUUGCUGCCCAGGAAAGCCCUGAUUCUCUUGGAAGACCUCAAUCUACACCCCGACCUCAUCACCUUCCACCCGGUCACCGUCCCCUCGGUCGCCACCCUUCCUCCGGGGACUGAAACCGCCUCCGAAAUCACCAUCUCCGACACUCCCUUGCUCGCCGCUGCCAUGGACCUCACCCGCCCCCAGUUGGAGGUCUCGCUGCAGGCCAUGCGGCCCGACUUUGUCUUCUACGACACUGCCCACUGGAUCCCCCAAGUGGCCAGGCCGCUCGGCAUCAGGACAGUCUGCUACAAUGUUGUUUCCGCUGCCGCGAUCGCCAUCGUCCUCGUGCCAGCCCGCGAGGUGACCCUGGGGAAGCCGCUCACGGAGGAAGAGCUGGCGAAGCCACCCGAAGGGUACCCAUCGGAGACUGUCGUGCUGCGCGGCAGCGAAGCCCGAUCCCUCAUGUUCGUAUCCCUGCCUUUCGGCGACAACAUCACGUUCCACGGCCGCACCACGACCGCCAUGCGAGAGUGCGACGCAAUCGCCAUUCGGACGUGCCAAGAGAUAGAAAGGGACUUGUGUGCCUACAUCGGCAGUCAAUACGGUAAGCCUGUCUUCUUGACUGGCCCAGUCUUGCCUGAGCCGGCGGCGACGAAGACGCUGGACGAGAAGUGGGCCGAGUGGCUCGGCCGGUUCAAGCCAGGGUCCGUCGUGUUCUGCGCGUUCGGGAGCCAGCACGUUCUCGAAAAGGGCCAGUUCCAAGAACUCCUGCUAGGGCUCGAGUCAACAGGCUUGCCAUUUCUGGUAGCUCUCAGACCACCGGUUGGCACAAACUCAGUAGAAGAAGCUUUUCCCGAGGGUUUCGAAGAGCGGGUCCAAGGGAGAGGAAUCGUUCACGGCGGUUGGGUCCAACAGCCACUGAUCUUGACCCACCCGUCGGUCGGGUGCUUCGUGAGCCACUGCGGGUUCGGGUCGAUGUGGGAGUCGCUGAUGUGCGACUGCCAAAUAGUGAUGGUCCCGCACCUGGGCGACCAGAUCUUGAACACGAGGCUGCUGGCCGAGGAGCUGAGAGUGGGGAUCGAAGUGGAGAGAGACGAGAGCGGGUGGUUCUCCAAGGAGAGCCUGUGCAGAGCCAUCAAGAGCGUGAUAAAUGAAGAGAGCGAAGUGGGUCAGCUGGUGAAGGAGAACCAUGCGAAGUGGAGAGAGGUUCUGGUGAGCCCCAACUUCAUCAGCGGCUACAUCGAUAGGUUUAUUCAGAAUCUGCAAGAGCUUCAAACGGAAAAAAAAAUUAGAGGUGUCGAUGUAGGGAGAUCCUGAAAGGCAAAGAUGAGCGAAUGCGAAAUGGCCUUUCAAAUUAAGUUGAAGAGUGCUGUUGCUAAAGAAGUGAUAUUUUGAUCUACAUGAUCUUUAGAGUGAUUUUUUUUUUCCUACAUGGAAAGAGAUUGUCCUUCCUAACUUU